Engraulis encrasicolus (European anchovy) is the source of this 1557-nucleotide messenger RNA. Its product is annotated as transmembrane protein 80-like. Gene Ontology annotation, cellular component: ciliary transition zone. The transcript is spliced from 6 exons. Gene Ontology annotation, biological process: non-motile cilium assembly. Bases 50 to 487 code for a protein of 145 amino acids. The record is from RefSeq and is a predicted model, not a curated record. Lineage: Eukaryota; Metazoa; Chordata; Actinopteri; Clupeiformes; Engraulidae.
CGUGGCUCUUUCUUGGAACAACCUGCGGCAGGUUUCAACAGUGUUCAAGAUGGCGGUCGGGAUGCAGGCAAAGAGUUCCGCGGUGCUAUCGUCUGUCCUGCUCCAGCUGAUGAUUUACAUUUCAGCCAUCUAUUAUGUCUUCUAUUUUCUAUCGUCUAUUGGUCUCACCAUCUACAAGAUGAAUGUGCUGAGCUAUCCUACUGAGCACCUGGCUGUGGACCUGUUCCUGCUCCUCUUCAUGGCACUGCUGGAGGCCCUCAGGCUCUAUUGGGGUGUCUGCGGUAACUUGAGUGAGAAUGAGGGCUACAUCGGUGUAAACCUGGGUGCCACCGUGGGCUCGGUCAUGUUGUCUGUCUAUUUCCUGGUGUGGCAGUCCUAUGUGCUUCGUGCUGACCUCAUCCUCAACAGCGUCCUGCUGGCCUCCUACGCCCUCAACGGCAUCGUGGGAUUCGCCACCUUCGCACGGUUCAGCAGUGUCUACACCUGAGAGGGUCCUCCAGUUCCCCAUCAGACAUCUCUUCGAAGAGAAGGACGUGUCAGCACCCUCUUCCCACGUCGAGAGAGAGAGAGAGAGAGAGAGAGGAAUAGAGAGAAAGAGAGGAAUAGAGAGAAAGAGGGUGCUCGUGUGUAGGUAAUGUUCUUCUGUAGUGCUUGAGGAUUUGAUUGUCUGUUGUAAGUGCAGAAGAAGCGAGGUGAAGGGCCUGUGAUGCCGAGGUGCCCUUUUGUGAAGUGAUAAUGAUGCAUAAUUAAUACGGCUUGGCUCGUCAGGGCCCUCGGCCCAACAUCUCAGCUGACUUAUUUAUACUGUACGUCUUAAACAUGUCUGACCCCUUCAGAAUCAUGGCUCCCUGGAAGCCGUUGGUUCGUUUUUCAAAAAAACAUUUUCUAUUUUUUCCUCAAUUGUCAUGUGAAACUAAACUGUAAACUUGUAUUUAAGCGUUCCCUGCUUAAAAGUCCCUGCUUAAAAGGACCUUUGAAAAAAAACAGCCUAGAGUGUGUUUAGACUUGGGUGUUAGAAUUAGCUCAUCGUUUAACACCAUUAAGUAUUGUCAGUUCAGUAUGUGAUCUAUUGAGGAUUGAAGAGUUUGGUGGCUUUGUUAGUGGCAUCAUGGAUUUAGUGCUGCUAUACCACAAGCAACCUCGAGAGGGCAGGAGAGAGUUAGAUUGUCUCUGCCAUUGAGUUCAAAGUAAAUGUGCUGCAAUCUGUGUUGCUGUCCAGUCUCACAGUGAUGGUGAGAAAAAAAGACUCGAGCCAUGUGAAUAUCAUUCCAGUACCUCACUACAACACUGUCAUGUGUGUCCUGUGGCUGAAAUAAAUUUUAUAUGAAUAUUUUCACAUAAAAAUGGUUAUCACAUGUUUUUUGUUGCAUAAAAUGUAAAUGGACUGAUUUUACGUAACACAUCUGUAUGUACUUACAGCAGGGGUCCCCAACCUUUCUGGAUCUGAGGGCUACCAAGGGCUACCGAGGGCUACUGAGGGCUACCCGAGGGCUACUUUUGUUCACAAUCAUCUACUGAUGUCUUGUCUUCAUUCUCAAUUCACACUAUUAUUGAAUG